Messenger RNA from Gloeophyllum trabeum ATCC 11539, 1692 nucleotides. RefSeq names its product DEAD-domain-containing protein. Gene Ontology annotation, cellular component: nucleolus. NCBI's taxonomy places the organism in Eukaryota, Fungi, Basidiomycota, Agaricomycetes, Gloeophyllales, Gloeophyllaceae. The transcript is spliced from 7 exons. Gene Ontology annotation, molecular function: RNA binding; RNA helicase activity; ATP binding. The record is from RefSeq and is a predicted model, not a curated record. Gene Ontology annotation, biological process: rRNA processing. Bases 1 to 1692 code for a protein of 563 amino acids.
AUGGGCGACGUUGAUGCUCCGGCUCCGAUUCAAGAUCCCGCCGAGGCGUCCUCGAGUGUGAGCGAGGUCAAGAAGAAAAAGAAGAAGCGUAGGGCCGCAGAGGAGCCCGCAGAGGGCGAGGAACGCGCGACUUGCCUCGGGAAGCAGAAGAAGAGGAAGGAUCGGGAGGCUGCCGUGGAGGCGGGCGAGGACGCAGGCCCCAGCGAGCGGAGGGAUAAGAAGAAGAAGCGGGACAAGACCGCGCCCGAACCCCCUGCUGAGGAGGAAGGAACAAAUGAGAAGGCGACUUCGUCUCCUUCCAGCGCGCCUUCGCAGUCCGAGAUCGACGCCUUCCUCUCGGAGCAUGCGAUUAAGAUUCACGCCUCCGAGGGCCCUUCACCCCCCACUCCCAUACUGACUUUUGACCAGCUGGAUAUCCCAUCGAGCUUGCGCUCGGCGUUGGCUGGGUUUAAGGAGCCCACACCGAUUCAGGCGUGUACGUGGCCUCCAGCGUUGCAGGGGCUGGACGUGGUAGGUAUCGCAGAGACGGGCAGCGGCAAGACGCUCGCGUUCGGCCUCCCCGCCCUCGCGCACCUCACCUCCAAAUCUAAGUCUAAGUCAAAAAAGAAAGAGAAAGAAAACGGCGUGAGCGUCCUCGUGCUCGCGCCGACGCGCGAGCUUGCGAUCCAGACACACGAGACACUCCUCGCGCUCGGCGCGCCCUUCGGCGUCGCGAGCGUCGCGCUCUUCGGCGGCGUCGACAAGGGCCCGCAGGUCAAGACGCUGCGGAACUUGAACAAGGACGGGAAGACGACACGGAUUGUGGUUGGCACCCCCGGACGGAUAUUGGAUUUGGUGAAUGACGGUGCGUGUGAUUUGAGCGGGGUGGAUUAUCUGGUCUUGGACGAAGCGGAUAGGAUGCUGGAUAAGGGCUUUGAGAAUGAUAUCCGGUCCAUCAUCUCGCAUACGAAGCAAGGGUCGGAGCGGCAGACGUUAAUGUUUAGCGCUACGUGGCCCGAAGCCGUCCGGAGAUUAGCCAGCACAUUCCAACAGAAUCCCGUUCGGGUUACGGUUGGGAGUGACGAUCUGACUGCCAACAGUAGGGUGGAACAAGUCGUCGAGGUGUUUGACAACCCUCGGGACAAGGACUACCGGCUAACGGCUACUCUACGGGCUGCCUCGCACAAAAAGCACGCUGAGCCUGGGUCAGAAGAGUCACGCAUCCUCGUCUUCGCCCUCUACAAAAAGGAAGCAUCCCGGGUCGAGCAGACCCUCCGUCGGCAGGGCUACUCCGUCGGCGCACUGCACGGGGACAUGUCACAAAGCGCACGCAUGGAAGCCCUUGAGAACUUCAAGACGGGCAAGACGGGCCUGCUCGUUGCCACGGACGUCGCCGCGCGCGGGCUGGACAUCCCCAACGUCGGCCUGGUCAUCAACUACACAUUCCCCCUGACUAUCGAGGAUUACAUCCACCGCAUCGGCCGGACAGGUCGUGGUGGGCGGAGCGGCAAGUCGGUUACUUUCUUCACCGGCGAGGGCCACGAGCGGGCGCUGGCUGGCGAGCUCGCGCGUGUGUUGAGGGAGAGCGGGUUUGAGGCGCCGGGUCUGUCCAAGUUCCCAAUGACGAUCAAGAAGAAAACGCACGGUGCCUACGGGGCGUUCUUUCGCGACGACAUUGCUGCGCCUGCUGCCCCGACUAAGAUCAAGUUCUGA